Pimephales promelas (fathead minnow) is the source of this 668-nucleotide messenger RNA. Lineage: Eukaryota; Metazoa; Chordata; Actinopteri; Cypriniformes; Leuciscidae. The record is from RefSeq and is a predicted model, not a curated record.
AAAUUAUCCUUCUGCCCUGCAAUGAGUCUAACCCCGGACAAACCUGGGAAUGUAAAAAUGAGACCUUGUUUGGAUUGAAGGGACAUCCACUGCACCUGAACCAUGGACAUAAAAGUAACAAAAAUAUGGUGUUGUUUACUGGAACAGGUGUUUGGAGUCGCUGGCAGAUUUAUGGGACCAACGAAAAUUUGUGUUCUCAUGGAUAUCAAGAGAGGUCUAGUAUAGGUGGUAAUUCAUUUGGGAAACCAUGCCAUUUCCCUUUUAAGUUUAAUGGCAAGUGGUACGCUGAGUGCACUGUGGAUGGCAGAGAUGGUCAUCUGUGGUGUUCCACAGAAAAAAAUUACCACAACGGUGGACAGUGGGGCUUCUGCCCCACAAAAAAUGUCUCACAGCCCAACAUCACAGUGUAUGGGCAGAUGCAGGACAGAGCGCAUGUAAUAGUGAUGUGUUCAUUUGGGAAGUGGUCCAUUGAGAGCUCUUUCCAGCUGUCAGUGGAGGGUGAACACAACUACACAAUGAAGGACCCACUGUGUUAUUCAAAUGAUAAGUGUAUGUUUGAUGUGAAAGUGAGUCCACCUGUUUCCUUCACCUGUGUGCACGAGAUUAAUUCUGCGGUGAACCGUCGCAGUGAGACUUACAACUACAGCCCAUCUGGUAAAACAAACUGA